AUGGGUGACUAUCGCCAUAUGAGGUCGGGCAGCCUCAAUAUUCCCUCGCAAGGCGGUGCUCCUCCCACAGCAGCUGCUCCCGCUCCUGGGCCAGCCCAUGGCCGCUUCGACGGCCCGCGCAGCCCACCGAACACCUCCCACGUCCCUUGCAAAUUCUUCCGUCAAGGCGCCUGUCAGGCUGGCUCGGCUUGUCCCUUCAGCCAUGAUCUUGGUGCUGCCUCAGAAACCGUCUGCAAAUACUUUGCCAAGGGCAACUGCAAAUUCGGUCCGAAAUGUGCCAAUGUCCAUGUUCUUGCCGACGGCCGACGCAUCAAUUACAGCAAGAAUGGUAUCUCCAUUGGACAGCCUCUUCAUCUAGGCAAUCGUAUCAAUCCUACCGCCUAUAACAAUUCCAACAGCGCUCUUACCAACUCCUUCAUGCGUGCCGAUGCCGCUGCUCCCUACAGUCCUUAUGGCUAUGCAAUCCCGCCUGGGGAUUCCUUCCAAACCCUCGAUCGUCGCCCGAGUUUCGAAAACGUCCCCGUGAUUGAUACAACAUACUCUCACACAAGCUCUGGUUAUGGCUCGCCUCGAGACGAAGAGCCCACCCGGCUGGGUUUGGGCCUGUCACCAGUUGGAGGUCUAUCCGUGCUUGAUGCGCCCUUGCCAGCCUCAUUCGACUCGAACGGUAUCUCAAACGCAGCCAGGUUCCCCGCCGGUCCUUGGCCGUCCUCUGUGCCUUCCCAGUUUGGCCUCGACUCGCCCUCUCCAUCACUAAAUGCAGCUAAGGACGCCCGUACAUCCGAAGCUCUCAAGCUGUUGCAUCACUCUGCCUUUGGUAGUAAUGAUCGCCUUUCUUCUACCGUUACUGGUUCUUCGCCACCAACGCAGCCUUCUGAUGAAUACUUUGGUCGGAGACCGAUGCACUCGAGUCGCUAUGCUAGGACUAAAGUGCUCAGUAGCAGCGCCCCUCGCGUAAUUUCUGGUGCAAUUGAUCGGGAUUGGGAGUCCGAGUUCCCCUUCUCGGAGGAAGAUUACGUGCCCGACAAUCUGAAGGAGCUUUUGACACCUGCUGAGAAAGCUCGUCGCGGCUCCCGUGCCGCCGACGAUGACAUGAAUGGCCACAGAGGCAAUGGCUCGUCGCCCAGUAUCAUCGGUCUCAGUGGAACUGGAACGCCCAAUGCAGAGCCGACCUCCAAGUUCGGUAGUCCGCUCGCAUCAAGCCCAAGUCGAUGGGGUCCUCUGUUCCAGCGCCAACACGAAGAACAAGAGGCUAAAAAGCACGCUAUAGGAGCGAGUGCUGGGGCUUUCGGGCAUAUUGGAAGUCCUCUACGACAGUCCAGCUUGAGCGCUGACGUGAUGAGGUCCCGUGUCGCCAGUCGAUCCGGUAGUCUUGAGGGACUCAGCGAUCAACUGCAACGUACCCGAAUUGAUGGCAAUGGAAGCGGGGGAGAAUCGCCCUUAUUGCAUCCACACUCACAUAUCCCGAGACCCGGGGGGCGCAAUGGUGAGCGACAUGUUAGCAGUGGUUCCAUCAGUUCCAGUGCACGAUAUACGACACCUAUCGGCGAGGAAGAUGGGGAGUUUGUGUUUAAGAUGGACGAAGAUGGCGAAAGAGACAGCACUAUCCGCGCCAGGAAGCGAACCUCUGGAGUCGGCAAUAUCAUGUCAUCUUGGAAUCCCAAUUAUACGAGCGCAGGUUCAGUGGGUGGAAAGAAAGACGAUAGCGCUUCGAGGGUUGUGGACAGUGUUGGUGGUCACUAA
Molecule: messenger RNA, 1743 nt
Organism: Xylaria bambusicola
Lineage: Eukaryota; Fungi; Ascomycota; Sordariomycetes; Xylariales; Xylariaceae
Exons: 3
Coding region: 1-1743 (580 amino acids)
Biological process (GO): protein polyubiquitination
Molecular function (GO): ubiquitin protein ligase activity; metal ion binding
Source: RefSeq, a predicted model, not a curated record